AUGAGUGCUGGUGUGCUCCCUGCAAGGAGGCAGAGAGCACCCAGCAGCACCCCAGCAGGGAUGAACCUGACCCCCACAGCAGCCCAGCAGCCCAUGGCCAUCUCCUCCAGGCGCCGUCCAUCCUUCCUCAUCCAAGACAUCCUCUGGGAUGGGGCAGAGCGGGGAGCGUGGCCGGAGCGAGGCAAGAGCAGAGGGUUUGGCAGCCCGGAGGACGGGGAGCCAGGGGCAGCCACGGCAGAGGGGAGAGAGGCCGGUUCAGCCCUGGGGGCUGCCCCAGGGAGCCCUCGUUCCCCAGCAGCACCCCAAGCCCGAGGGACACCCCACGAGCCGGACGCAGAUGCCACGUACCUGUCAGACUGUGCCCCCCCGCUGCAGCCCCUGCCCAUCGCCCCGUGCCCCCCCCGGCAGCCCAGGCGCUCACGGGCAGCGUUCUCCCACACCCAAGUCAUCGAACUGGAACGCAAAUUCAGCCACCAAAAAUACCUGUCGGCCCCCGAGCGAGCCCACCUGGCCAAAAACCUGCAGCUCACCGAGACCCAGGUGAAAAUCUGGUUCCAGAACAGGAGGUAUAAAACCAAAAGGAAACAAAUCGGCUCGGAAAGCAGCAAACUGGACACGCGGCUGGCGGGGCAGAAAGCGGCCGCGCUGCCCGGAGCAUCCCUGCUCGCGCUGCAGGGUGGCUGGCAGUACCUGCCUUGCCUCUACUACGUGAACGGCUGGAGUCCCUCCUGGUGGUAACCGCUUUUUUUUUUUAGGUAGAAAACAUCCUUUUCUCUUCAUUU
Falco peregrinus (peregrine falcon) is the source of this 782-nucleotide messenger RNA. It is a transcript of the gene NKX3-1, whose product is annotated as NK3 homeobox 1. The record is from RefSeq and is a predicted model, not a curated record. Bases 1 to 738 code for a protein of 245 amino acids. Gene Ontology annotation, cellular component: nucleus. NCBI's taxonomy places the organism in Eukaryota, Metazoa, Chordata, Aves, Falconiformes, Falconidae. Gene Ontology annotation, biological process: regulation of transcription by RNA polymerase II; cell differentiation. The transcript has 2 exons. Gene Ontology annotation, molecular function: RNA polymerase II cis-regulatory region sequence-specific DNA binding; DNA-binding transcription factor activity, RNA polymerase II-specific.